Molecule: messenger RNA, 678 nt
Organism: Candida dubliniensis CD36
Lineage: Eukaryota; Fungi; Ascomycota; Pichiomycetes; Serinales; Debaryomycetaceae
Gene: CLC1
Product: Clc1p
Exons: 1
Coding region: 1-678 (225 amino acids)
Biological process (GO): intracellular protein transport; clathrin-dependent endocytosis; clathrin coat assembly
Cellular component (GO): plasma membrane; clathrin coat of trans-Golgi network vesicle; clathrin coat of coated pit
Molecular function (GO): clathrin heavy chain binding; structural molecule activity
Source: RefSeq, a predicted model, not a curated record
AUGGCUGAUAAAUUUCCAGAAAUAGACACACCUACUGCAGGUGGUGAUGAUGAGUACGAGGGCGAUUUCUUAUCCCGUGAAAAAGAAUUAGUGGGAGACGAAUUUACCACAGAUCAAGAUAAACAAGUGUUUGAAGACGACGAGGAUGAUGAAAUAAAUGAAUUCAAAGAACAAUUCCCUGAAGUCGAUACCAAAGCAGAACCAUCAGGUACCACAGGAGCUGAGGGUUUGAAAGAUGACGAUGACGAUGAUGAUGAAUUUGAAGGAUCCACAUCUUCUAAUGGUGCAGCCAAAGAACUAAAUUUAUCAGAAUCUCAAGCUAUUAAGGAAUGGAAACAACGUCGUGAUUUAGAAAUUGAAGAAAGAGAGAAAUUAAAUUCCAAGAAGAAGGAAGAAAUUAUUGAAAAAGCCAAAUCAACUAUUGAUGAUUUUUAUGAAAAUUACAAUACUAAAAGAGAUAACCAUCAAAAGGAAAUUUUACAGGAACAAGAAAAAUUUAUUAGCAAAAGAGAUGAUUUCUUGAAAAGAGGUACUUUAUGGGAUAGAGUAAAUGAGUUAGUUACUGAAGUGGGUGAAUUACCUGGUGAUGAAAGCAGAGAUAAAACUAGAUUCAAAGAGUUAUUGACCAAAUUGAAAGGCAAAGAAAACGUUCCUGGUGCAGGAGGAUAUCAAGAGUAA